Alternaria rosae is the source of this 2721-nucleotide messenger RNA. Its product is annotated as ATP-dependent RNA helicase mss116 mitochondrial precursor. Lineage: Eukaryota; Fungi; Ascomycota; Dothideomycetes; Pleosporales; Pleosporaceae. The transcript is spliced from 2 exons. Gene Ontology annotation, cellular component: mitochondrion. The record is from RefSeq and is a predicted model, not a curated record. Gene Ontology annotation, molecular function: ATP binding; nucleic acid binding. Bases 141 to 2246 code for a protein of 701 amino acids.
AGUCUAACGAGUACAAGCCAUUCUUUUCUCUCCAUUUGCCGUCUCCCUCCAGGCGCACACGCAGAGUACUCUAUUUGCUCUUUCUAAUCGUUCAAGAUACCCUUCUGUUACGGACGAGUGUGUACCAUUACCCGCACAUCAUGUUCGGCGCAGUGAGAAGAUGUCCCGCGACCCUCGCGAGGAAUCUUGCCUCCAUUUCUACCAGGACACUCCGCACACCCUUCCCUAAUACCUCGAGCGCCCUGAGAAUACCAUUACAAUCAGCGCGCCUCGGAAAUGCCUCGUUCGCUGGCUUCCACAACAGCGCCGCAAAGUGGCAACAGGAGGCCCAGCGGAGCAUUGAGGAAGAUGGUCCCGUCACAGAGUUCCAGGACUUGGCCACGCGCGGCCUUGUUCACCCCAACCUAAUCAACACUAUCACGAGACAAAUGAAGCUCACGACUAUGACGGAUGUGCAGUCCAGGACCAUCAACGAGGCCUUGAGUGGGGUUGACAUCAUCGCACAAGCAAAGACCGGUACCGGUAAAACACUCGGUUUCCUUAUUCCCAUCAUCCAACGAAUCAUCGAGAACGACCCCCAGCUCGGCGAGAAGGUCAGAGGAUACAAGCGCGCCAGACCAGACGACAUCCGUGGCAUUGUCAUCUCGCCAACCCGAGAACUGGCAGAGCAAAUUGCUGUCGAGGCCAAGAAAGUAACUGCCGGGACGGGCAUCGUCGUGCAGGUUGCUGUCGGAGGCACACAGAAGAGGGCUAUGCUUCAAAAGACUCAGCGCGAAGGGUGCCAUCUUAUGAUUGCUACUCCCGGACGACUGUUCGACAUCCUCUCAGACCCUUACUCUGGCAUCAAGGCACCAAAACUCAACGCAUUGGUCAUGGACGAGGCAGAUCGCCUCAUGGACGAUGGUUUCCAGAAGGAGAUCGAGGAGAUUAAGAACUUCCUUCCUGACCCAGCCGAGGUCGAACGCCAGAACCUCAUGUUCUCCGCUACUAUUCCCCGCGAUGUCGUCAACCUAGUUCGCCAGAUCAUGCGUCCCGGCUUCCACUUCGCCAAGUGUGUCGACGAGAACGAGGAGCCAACACACCAGCGUAUCCCGCAAAGACUCGUCCAUCUGAACGGUUUCGAGAACAUCAUGCCCACACUUUACGAUCUGAUCCUCCAGUCACAACAGAAGGCACAGGCUGGUGAAACUCGACCCUUCAAGGCCAUCGUUUACUUCAACAGCACCGCUGAGGUCACCCUCGCAGCAUCAGUCUUCUACAAGCUCAAUGGUGGCUUCAAGCGCAACACACCUCUUUCUGGCACCAGAUCCUACGAAAUUCACGCCAAGCUCUCUCAACAGCAACGUACGAGGGCUGCAGAUGACUUCCGUCUCGCAAAGUCCGGCAUUCUCUUCUCCUCGGACGUAACAGCCCGUGGAAUGGAUUUCCCCGAAGUGACCCACGUCAUUCAGAUUGGUCUCCCCCGUGAGCGCGACUCCUAUAUUCAUCGUCUCGGUCGUACUGGACGUGCUGGCAAGGAGGGUGAGGGCUGGUUGUUCAUCACACCCUUUGAGAAGCAAGAAGUCCGCCGCCGUCUCCGCGACCUUCCCCUCGUCGAGGCUACUGAUAUGCUAGAAACCGCAACCGUUGACAUGAGCGAACCGGCCGAGCUCCCUGAGAACGUCGCAAAGAUUCUUUCUGACACUGUCGAAGCACACAAGAAGGUCUACCCCGACCAACUCGAUGCCGCAUUCCGUGGUCUGUUUGGAAGCUACCAGUGGUAUGGUGAUAAGCAGGGUCUGCUAGAAGGUGCGAACCGUCUGGCUGAGUUUGGCUGGGGCAUGCCAUCCCCACCCCCACCACCUGCUAGCCUCUUCGCCGGAGGUCGUGGACGUGGCGGUGGUGGCCGUGGAGGCUUUGGUGGCGGACGUGGCGGCGGCGGUGGCUUUGGUGGCCGAAGCGGAGGCUUUGGCGGUGACCGCGGCGGCCGCAGUGGAGGAUUUGGUGGUGACCGAGGCGGUCGAAGUGGAGGGUUCGGUGGUGACCGUGAAGGCCGCAGCGGAGGUUUCGGUGGUGACCGAGGUGGUCGACCUGGAGGAUUUGGUGGUGAUCGUGAAGGCCGAAGUGGAGGCUUCGGUGGUGACCGGAGAGGAGGCGGUGGCUUUGGCGGCGACAGGAGAGGAGGUGGAGGCUUCGGCGGUGACAGGCGUGGAGGCGGUGGUGGCUUCGGUGGUGACCGACCCAGGAGAGAGGCCCGCGAGUUCUAAGCAGCUUACCAAGCUGUUGAAAGGAACUCCCGCAUCUUUCUCUCCCCCUGCUCACGUCGUUGAGAUGUAAGUCCGUCACACUUUCCGUCACGCCAUUUUUCUCUUCUCUUUCUUGUACUAUAUACCUGUAUACCCCCACAGCAAGCUUGGAAACGAGGGACGAUGACGGAUAUGUCUUUGUAUCGAUAGAAUAUUGGUUGCAUUGGGCGGCGUUUCAGGAAAGGGCGUAUACUCGCCAUCAUGGUCCCGCUCCAAAAGAGACGCAGCGCAUGUUGUUGUCGCCGCAGCGGUCUUUUUUGGGUUAUGGUUGGUAACGAAACGUAAGACAAUCUCCAUUCAUACUUCUGGAGUUGGAUUGAUGUAAAGGUAGUUAGUUGGUUUAGGUUGAGAAAAGUUUAGUAUCUGUUCAUCUGGUGUCUUUGGUUGAUGGAUGAGUGAAUGAGUUGAUGUGUGUAUGUUCUUGACGAUGUAUUAC